AGCAGCUCAGCAGGCAGCGGUUCACAGCCACUUACUGCUGCUGUUUACAUUUUCUCACUCAAAAACGACUUUUUGGACUCGACCCACGGCCCGACAUCAACAGCGUUAACUAAGCUGCGUGCUGUUAUUGCAGGGUGCAGACUGAAGUUAAAUAAGUUACAGGAGUGAAGAGCUAACUCGGAGUUAGCUACUGAGCUGUACCAGAAACUUCUGUAUCCACUCGGGACAGCUGAGAGUUUUACCAUCGUUAGAUUCUCAGGAAACUUUGGCGGAUUGGCAUAUUGAAUACAAAACAUGCCGUUUCUGAGGCUGGCAGGGGUGUCCAUCACCUCCAUCUGUCCUUAAAAGACUUCAAAGUCAGUAACGUUGGCCGACAUUAACCAGCUUCAAAAAACGGCAGCGCCAGGGGAGAAGAGAGUGGACUCGGCAUCCACCUCGAGGAUGGAGCUAGCAGCGGCUCACCCAGCUCUCAAAGCUUUUAUGUGUGGCUCUCUCAGUGGCACCUGCUCGACGCUGCUCUUUCAGCCUUUGGAUUUGGUAAAGACGCGACUGCAGACCCUCCAGAACAAUGCCAAGCCAGGUUCGCCAAAGGUCGGGAUGUUUAGUGUUUUAAUCAACGUUAUUAGGACAGAGAAUUUCUUCAGUCUGUGGAAGGGAGUUUCACCGUCAUUCGUGCGCUGCAUCCCCGGUGUGGGCAUCUACUUCAGCACCUUCUACUCCCUGAAGCAACACUUCAUCCUCGAACGAGCACCCAACGCUGGUGAGGCUGUUCUGCUCGGAGCGGGCGCCAGAGCUGUGGCCGGGGUCUCCAUGCUGCCAUUCACUGUUAUUAAGACACGCUUUGAGAGUGGCUAUUACAACUAUGUGAGUGUUGCCGGGGCUCUGAAGAGUGUUUAUGAGACUGAAGGACUCAGGGCUCUGUUCUCGGGGCUGACUGCCACACUGCUCCGAGACGCUCCGUUUUCCGGCAUCUACGUCAUGUUCUACAGUCAGGCAAAGAAGUCUAUGCCUCAAGAGGUGACUUCAUCGGCCUACAUCCCGCUGGUGAACUUCAGCGCUGGGGUGGUAGCAGGCGUUUUGGCGUCACUGGUCACACAGCCUGCAGACGUGGUGAAGACCCACAUUCAAGUGAGCCCGUCCCACUGGAGAACUUCGGACGCCAUUCGCUACAUCUACAUGGAGCACGGACUGCGUGGGUUUUUUCGUGGGGCUGUACCCAGGUCUCUUCGACGCACUCUGAUGGCUGCUAUGGCUUGGACUGUGUAUGAACAGCUGAUGGGCCGAAUGGGCCUCAAAUCCUGAAGAGUGACUGUGUGGAGCCAAAAAAAAGGAACAGAGACAGAAUGAAAUUUAAGGGGAUAGUGAAAUAUUUUCUCAAUGCAAAGAGAAGGGAGGAGCUUAAUGAGACAAGAUGUCGAACAGAGGUACCAGGUGGAUAAAUGUCUGAGAAAAGAGAGCAAGAAUGGUGUGUGUG
This is a messenger RNA of Scomber japonicus (chub mackerel), 1474 nucleotides long. Its product is annotated as mitochondrial glycine transporter B-like. Gene Ontology annotation, biological process: glycine import into mitochondrion. Lineage: Eukaryota; Metazoa; Chordata; Actinopteri; Scombriformes; Scombridae. Gene Ontology annotation, cellular component: mitochondrion; mitochondrial inner membrane. The record is from RefSeq and is a predicted model, not a curated record. Gene Ontology annotation, molecular function: glycine transmembrane transporter activity. Bases 442 to 1302 code for a protein of 286 amino acids. The transcript is spliced from 8 exons.